AUGUCCAAGAUCCAAGUGUCAGGCGUGCGUGGCUCCGUGAAGGAGGUCAUCGACUACUCGAACGACAAGAAGCGUAACUUUGUCGAGACUGUCGAACUUCAGAUUGGUCUGAAGAACUACGACACUCAGCGUGACAAGCGUUUCAGCGGUACGAUCAAGCUCCCGCACAUUCCUCGUCCCCGUAUGUCGAUCUGCAUUCUUGCCGACGCUGCCGACGUUGAUCGUGCGAAGCUGAUCAACAUCGAGUUCAUGACCGUUGAAGACUUGAAGAAGCUCAACAAGAACAAGAAGCUGGUCAAGAAGCUCGCCAAGAAGUACGAUGCUUUCCUUGCUUCCGAGGCUUUGAUUAAGCAGAUCCCUCGUCUCUUGGGCCCCGGUCUUUCCAAGGCUGGCAAGUUCCCUUCGCCUGUCUCCCACGGCGAGGACCUCGAGAAGAAGGUUGUGGAGGUCAAGUCGACCAUCAAGUUCCAGCUGAAGAAGGUCCUGUGUCUUGGUGUGGCUGUUGGCCACGUCAUGAUGCCUGAGGAGCAGCUUGUACAGAACAUCAUGCUUGCUGUCAACUUCCUCGUCUCCUUGCUGAAGAAGAACUGGCAGAACAUCAUGUCGCUGCACAUCAAGUCCACCAUGGGCAAGGUCCAGCGCCUCUACUAA
Molecule: messenger RNA, 651 nt
Organism: Malassezia vespertilionis
Lineage: Eukaryota; Fungi; Basidiomycota; Malasseziomycetes; Malasseziales; Malasseziaceae
Gene: RPL10A
Product: 60S ribosomal protein L10A
Exons: 1
Coding region: 1-651 (216 amino acids)
Biological process (GO): translation
Cellular component (GO): large ribosomal subunit
Molecular function (GO): RNA binding; structural constituent of ribosome
Source: RefSeq, a predicted model, not a curated record